AUGCAAUUGCAAAAAUAUCUAGUGAAAGGAGAAGAAGAAGUUGAAACACUUUAUAGAGACGAAGCAAAAACUAUUACGUUUGCAAUCCCUUCAAGUUCUACUGUUUCAUUAUUUAGACAUUUUAAGAAGACACAGGAAAAAAGUUUAAGUUCUGUUUCAGUUGCCAGCAAAAGAUUUUAA
Messenger RNA from Clunio marinus, 180 nucleotides. The record is from the annotation of a GenBank genome assembly. Lineage: Eukaryota; Metazoa; Arthropoda; Insecta; Diptera; Chironomidae.